CUCUCCCUCUCUCUUCUCUCUUCUCUCUCUCUCUCUCCCUCUUCUCUCUCUGGGUGAUGCUGUCAGAGAUUCCAGCGCUCGCGCUGUCACCACCAGGACUCCCAAAAGAGAAAUCUGGUGAAAAAAUGCCGAAUUAUCUUUUUUAACGACAAAUGAGGACAGAUUGUCGUUUCCUCUGUUUUGUGGGGCGUUUCUUCGUUUUAUAGCCUACAUAUACCAACUAGUGCAUUUUGAGGGAGUACUAUGGAAGAGCAAGCUAAGAAAAGCGGCUGAGGAUUUUUUACGGUUUGGGUGAAACGGUUAGGUUGCCGUUAGAAGGCUUAUUAGCUUUGUGACGACAUUGAAGAGGCAACAGGCAUGGAUAUACAGUAGCAGAUAAAGCGCAAUUAAAUCACUCUGCAUGCAGCUGCCUCUCGGAUUUUUACUCGGUAAUACCAUUUCCAGUUGAAGAACGUUUUUAAUUCGACUAAAAUGGCUCAUUUAAUACGACACAAGCUCACCAACAAGCUGACCAAUGCGGCCCACACGGUGUCCAACAAAUCUCAGGCCAAGGUCAGCGGGGUGUUCGCCCGACUGGGCUUCCAGGCCGCAACGGACGAUGAGGGCUUGGGUUUCGCCGAGUGCGAUGACUUGGAUUAUGACUACAGGCAAGGGAUGCAAAUGGAUGUUCUUCAGGGCGAAGAGGAAGGGGGACCCAUGGAGGGAGGGGGGGAUCUGGAAGGAGACAGCCACUACCAGAGGGACGGUACCGGUCGGAGGCCUUCGUCCCUGAAGCCAAGUGGCUCACUGGAGGAGGAUAAGCCAAAAAUCACGACAUGGGAAGCUGGCUGGAACGUCACCAAUGCCAUUCAGGGCAUGUUCGUCCUCGGCCUACCGUACGCCAUCCUCCACGGCGGCUACCUCGGUCUCUUCCUCAUUAUCUUCGCGGCUGUGGUAUGCUGCUAUACCGGUAAAAUCCUCAUCGCAUGUCUGUACGAGGAUAACGAAGACGGCAUAAAAGUGCGCGUGAGGGACUCCUACGUGGACAUCGCCAAUGCCUGCUGUGCGCCCCGCUUCCCAGCGCUGGGAGGGCACGUUGUGAACGUGGCUCAGAUCAUCGAGCUGGUCAUGACAUGCAUUCUAUACGUAGUGGUCAGCGGAAACCUGAUGUAUAACAGUUUCCCAGGCUUCCCUGUGUCUCAGAAAGCCUGGUCCGUGGUGGCCACGGUCGCGCUCCUGCCUUGCGCGUUCCUGAAGAACCUCAAGGCCGUCUCCAAGUUCAGUUUGCUCUGCACCCUGGCGCACUUCGUCAUCAACGUCCUUGUGCUUGCAUACUGCCUCUCCAGGGCGCGUGACUGGGCAUGGGAGAAGGUCAAGUUUUAUAUCGAUGUGAAGAAAUUCCCCAUUUCAAUCGGCAUCAUCGUUUUCAGCUACACCUCCCAGAUUUUCCUCCCCUCCCUGGAGGGAAACAUGCAGAAGCCUAGUGAGUUUCACUGCAUGAUGGAGUGGACUCACAUUGCAGCCUGCGUCCUCAAAGGCCUUUUUGCCCUGGUGGCCUACUUGACUUGGGCAGAUGCGACCCAAGAGGUCAUCACAGAUAACCUGCCUUCAACUAUCCGGGCUGUGGUGAACAUCUUCCUCGUCGCCAAGGCACUGCUGUCUUACCCGCUGCCAUUCUUUGCUGCAGUCGAGGUUCUUGAGAAAUCCCUGUUCCAAGAUGGCGGGAGGGCCAUCUUCCCUGACUGCUAUGGCCCAAGUGGACAGUUGAAAUCGUGGGGUCUUGGCCUUCGAAUUGCCCUGGUAGUCUUUACCCUGCUUAUGGCCGUCUUUGUGCCCCAUUUUGCCCUCCUUAUGGGUUUAACUGGGAGUCUGACCGGCGCUGGCCUGUGCUUCCUCCUGCCCAGCCUCUUUCACCUGAAGCUCCAGUGGAGGAAUCUCAUGUGGCACCACGUCUUCUUCGACGUUGCCAUUUUUGUCAUUGGAGGCAUAUGCGCCAUAUCUGGCUUCAUUCACUCGAUCGAAGGGCUCAUAGAGGCGUUCAAGUACAAUAUCCAUGACUGAGAGCUACAGAGAUGACCUUUACUGAAUGGCAAUGUCCUAAAAUGUCGCACUCCGACAGGUUGUCAUGACGCAGAUCUUAUCAAAACAUCACGUUGACCACUUGACAUGAAGCUCGUGAGGAGGAUUUUUGUGUGAAAUGUAGCCUACAUUUUUUUUUAUUUUGCCUUCGUGAUAAUGUGCAAUAAUAAACUCUACAAUCAUUGUGUAAAGUAGUCAACUCAUUCCAGAAAACAUGUUUUAUUAAAUGGACUGAAGAAAACAACCUCCGCAUGAAUGGGGGUGAUGAAUAUGCAGGAUGAAUAUCCAGGUGUCAGUCUUCAUGCAAAGUUGUCAAAGAUCCAGUGAAAUAUACGCCAUGGAUCUAACUGUGGGUGUGUUCGUGUUUAUUUCAGGGGAAAGAAAUAUGUGAAAAACAAUGGUGUGAAUAUGUUAAAUGGUUUUUUGAGCUGCUAGAUAUAUCAUUAAAAGGUAAAAAUAAAAAGGGUUCCAUCACAUCAGAUGGCACUCUUUGGAUUGAAUAAACAACAAAUGACAAAUGUGUAGUUGUUUAAACAGAAUUCUUUUUCAGUUUUAUUGUGUCUUAUUUUCCAUCGUAUAUGCCUAUAGUAGUCCUUGUUGGCUUGUUUGUUUUCUUGAUGUUUCAAGUGUCAUUAUGGAUGAAGUGAAUUCAAAGUGCAAGCAAGUUGGUCCUAAUUGUGUAAUAUGAAAACAUGUCUGUCAAUAAUAUUCUCUUCCUAUUGAACUUGUUAAUUGUGAUUUAAUGGAACUAAUCAUGGUGUGUGUGUGUGUGUGAGAUGAAGAGUAUUUGUUGAAUUAAGAGAUAAAUAAAUGAAAUAUUUUAUU
Labrus bergylta (ballan wrasse) is the source of this 2883-nucleotide messenger RNA. RefSeq names its product vesicular inhibitory amino acid transporter. Gene Ontology annotation, cellular component: vacuolar membrane. NCBI's taxonomy places the organism in Eukaryota, Metazoa, Chordata, Actinopteri, Labriformes, Labridae. Gene Ontology annotation, molecular function: L-amino acid transmembrane transporter activity. Gene Ontology annotation, biological process: amino acid transmembrane transport. The record is from RefSeq and is a predicted model, not a curated record.